AUGGACUACACCCUGCAGAUGAGCCAGCAAAAGGAGAAGCUUCUGAAAACCAUCUACAGCCUUCAGCUGAAGUCCAUCGCCACUCUCCAGACAGCCAGCCCGCUGCUGAGCAGCCGGCGUGGAAUGGGCAUGGUGACACAGCACCAAGUCCACCAGCUGGCAGAUAAGGCCAAGAGCCUGUGUGGAGAUCUGGACAACAUCAAGAACCUCCUCCACUAUUGCCAGGACAACCUGGUGCGGGAGAUCCCCAACCCCGGGGGCAGCCGCUACGGGGGGGUGAGCGGGAUCCACCGCUCCCCGGACGGCUCCACCUACGUGACAGCCGAGGGUGCUCCCUGGGUCCACGUCCUGGGCAGCACGGGCCGAACCCUGCGCUCCCUGCCCUGCCAGGACCCCGGGAAGGGAGGAGGCACCUUCCUGCCCGAAGACGUGACGGUGACCCGGGCAGGAAUGGUGGCCGUGGCCGACAUGACGAAUGGAGCCGUCUGGGUCUUCAACCCCCACACCGGCCUCUCUAAGGGGGACUGGGUAAAGAUCAGAAAGGUCGGUUCCCCCAGGGGUAUCGCAGUGGACUCCGUGGGCAAGAUCUUGGUAGCAGACUAUGCAGAAGGCCAAGUGCACAGCUUUGCCCUGGACCACGCCUUCAAGGUGCUCCACGCCCACUCCGUGCCCGACCUGCAGGGACCUCGCUACGUCAGCCCAGCGCCCAGCGGGGGCUUCGUGGUGAGCGAGGAGUGUGGAGACGUCAAGGUCUUCACGAGCAGCCGGAGGCUCCUCUGCUCCCUCAGCAGCAAAUACGGACACCGCUUUGGCAACCCCGCUGGGGUCUGCGUUGACGUGGAUGGCAGCGUGCUGGUGGCAGACGAGCAGCUCCGUACAGUCCACUUGUUCCCAGAGCACGGGGCUCCUGUCUGCCUGGUGUCCGCGGGGCUGCGGAGGCCUGCUGGCAUGGCUUGCUCUCCCUUCGGGCACCUCUUCGUGGCAGACGCAGGGGAGAACUGUGUCAAAGUCUUUAAGUACUGUGUGAGGCCCCCUUACCACCUUCCCAACCCUGGGGCACCGUGUGGUGACCCCAGCCUGGUUCCACUGCAACCCCGUUGA
Molecule: messenger RNA, 1101 nt
Organism: Merops nubicus (carmine bee-eater)
Lineage: Eukaryota; Metazoa; Chordata; Aves; Coraciiformes; Meropidae
Gene: NHLRC4
Product: NHL repeat containing 4
Exons: 1
Coding region: 1-1101 (366 amino acids)
Biological process (GO): proteasome-mediated ubiquitin-dependent protein catabolic process; negative regulation of translation; protein polyubiquitination
Molecular function (GO): protein binding; ubiquitin protein ligase activity; translation repressor activity
Source: RefSeq, a predicted model, not a curated record